This is a messenger RNA of Haliotis rubra (blacklip abalone), 1520 nucleotides long. RefSeq names its product BUB3-interacting and GLEBS motif-containing protein ZNF207-like. Gene Ontology annotation, molecular function: DNA binding. NCBI's taxonomy places the organism in Eukaryota, Metazoa, Mollusca, Gastropoda, Lepetellida, Haliotidae. Bases 111 to 1238 code for a protein of 375 amino acids. Gene Ontology annotation, cellular component: nucleus. The record is from RefSeq and is a predicted model, not a curated record. The transcript is spliced from 10 exons.
CCGCCUUCAUCCGGGCUAUCCUGUACAGACAACGCCAUUUUGGUACGAGGAGUGUUCGUGAGCUGUUUAAUUUUCUGUUGUUUUACAUUUUCGAUUUGGUCAGUGAUACAAUGGGUCGGAAGAAGAAGAAGCAGAGUAAACCAUGGUGUUGGUAUUGCAACAGGGAGUUUGAUGAUGAAAAGAUUCUUAUUCAACAUCAGAAGGCAAAGCAUUUCAAAUGUCACAUCUGUCAUAAAAAGCUCUACACAGGACCAGGUCUGUCCAUCCACUGUAUGCAGGUACACAAAGAAAAGGUUGACAAAGUUCCCAACGCAUUGCCAGGGAGGAACAACAUAGAGAUUGAGAUCUAUGGAAUGGAAGGAAUUCCAGAAGAAGAUGUGAAGGAACAUGAGAGAAAUAAGUCGGGCAAACAAGCUGGUCUGAAGGAUGAUGAUGAGGACAGUAUGCCUGCUGCACCUCCACAGUUCAACAACAUGGUUGGGCCGGGUCCCAGCAUGCCAUAUGGACCCCCAGGGAUGCCUCCACCUGGACCGAUGGGACCUAUGGGUCCGAUGGGUCCAAUGGGACCUAUGGGACCAAUGGGACCAAUGCCCCCGAUGGGGCCAAUGGGACACAUGGGAAUGCCCCCUAACAUGCCUCCAGGAAUGGGCCCAAACAUGGGACCCCGAGGACCAAUGGGGAUGCCUCCUCGGAUGUCUCAAGCAGGCCCGUCUCAAAUAGGGCCCUCAAAACCAUUGUUUCCAGCAGCAGCCCAGUCGAAGCCUUCCACUACGUCAAGUAGUUUAGGUCCACAGUCAUCCAACAUGGGCACAAUGAAACCUACAUUCCCUGCUGCAGCAACGUCGGGCAAUGCCAGUCUUUCAAGUGCUACUAUCACUGGGGCUCCUAUGAUUAAAAAACCAGAGUCUAGCUCAGGUUUGACUUCUAGGUUAAUGCACCCAGAUGAGGAUAUAUCUCUGGAGGAGAGACGGGCCAAUGCACCGAAGUACAAGCGAGGGGGUAUGAGUGUGUCUCUGUCUGGUUCAAUACCCCCUCCUAUACAGCCACCUAUUAUAGCUGGUGGGGGCAUGAUGCAAGCAGGGAAUGGGGCCAAUGCCAGAAUGAGGACAGGACCAAUGAUGGGCAACUCUCCAAUGGGGGGCAGCAAUGGCUCAAACUUCAACAUGGGCGGGUACCAGGGAGGUAGUGGCAGCAUGAUGCAGCAGCCUCAACAUAUGGCUCAGGGUGGGCGGUACUGACAACUGGGGGUGGGGCCUAGGCCUCAGUAUUGUUUUAAUUAUCAUCAUAACUCAUUGUCAUGUAAAAUAUCAUGUAUUCAUAAUGUGACACUGCCAAGCCAGAGUGACACUGCGAGAGGUAGGUCCUGACCUGAAUGUCAAGCUAGACUAAGUACUCUCCCGGUAAGUCACAUUGUUUCAUGUACAAAUGGAUUUUUUUACUAUUGUCCGUCUCUUGAUCCACGAGUACUUGACAGGUUUGUAAUUGUAAAAAAAGAAAUGUGAAUAAAAGUUGUAUUUAAA